Molecule: messenger RNA, 6410 nt
Organism: Caenorhabditis sp. 36 PRJEB53466
Lineage: Eukaryota; Metazoa; Nematoda; Chromadorea; Rhabditida; Rhabditidae
Source: the annotation of a GenBank genome assembly
AUGCCCUUCCGCGCAUUUCUCUGUCUUCUUCUGCCAGUGAUUCUGAUGGCGGACACUGAAUUCCACGUCAAUCACUGUGUCCUCCGAUGCAAAGAUAAUCACAUGAGAGAGGUAAGUCAACGAUUCCGCUGAGAAAGUAAGGCUGUCGGUAGAACUCUAGUUUUUGUUUCGAACGUUUGAUAUUUCUGUCAUUUCACUUCCCAUGCCCUUAGCGCUCAACUCCCCGUAGAAACACCCCACCUAACGUCCUGAUUAUCUCAGAUGGACAACGAAUGGUCGCACGAUUUCACACUUCCCCUGCUCAACCUGCUCAAAACGACUGGAAACGAAACUGCAGCUUUCAUAAAGGCGAAGGCCAUCUGCACGUAUGUUUUCUUACCCAAAAGUGUCUCUUAUUCGGCCGACGUCUCCUGGGACGAACCCGUUCCAAAAUGAGCCGCAAAACGGAAGAAAUGGGUUCGACGCCGUCUUUGCAAAAAGGGUUAUGAGGUGCCGAAUUGGGUGUGUUAAUGGAUUAGGAAUGGGGUUCGUACAGCAAUUGCGAGAAGCACUGAUAGGUCUUUAGAAGCAACGGACUUCUCGAAAUGUGCGUCAACAACUGUAACACAUCCCAAGAAGUAUCCAUAAUUCUGGCAGGGAUCAGAUCAUGGCACGAUGCCUGCAACAACUUGGAAGGUUGAUUGUUCCGAAGAGAACGAAAACAACUGUCAGUUUAAGAAGUUCGUGCUCAAUUCCCGUGCUGGAAAGAGAACGGAGAACGACUUUCGAGUGUCUGCAGGGACCAGACAGUGCGAUUGGAAACGGACAUGCUCAAGUUCGCAAAGAAUCAGACACAAGAGAACAUUGACACUAUUUGCAUGUGAGAAAUUGCCAAUGGGAACUGUAAACAGCCGUGCUUUCCAGGGAUUUCGAGCACUUCUCGCAUUGCUUCAUCCAAGAGCACGGAAAGUACUGUGGUUACCGGAGCGAAGUGGUGAGUGGAGACGCAACAAACACAGUAAAAUCGCCGAGUUCAGAUCACGGCGAGAAUGUUCGAGAACAACCGGGAAGCCAUGUUCAAGAUGCUGAAGAUCCGCUGGAACACCCUGCCCGCCUCCUGCAAGUACACUCAGCUGCGAAGAGACACUUACUCGAGCGACCGGUAUAAUGAGAACAACGCUGUUUCACAGAGAAUCGCUCUUCUCACCGUACUUUUCGCAUUCUCUUUUUGAAUAAAUCUUCCCGACAGAUUUCACAAUUGUUACUGUUCUUCCUCUAAAGAUCACUUUUGGAGAAGUCCAUUUUCGCUGCAAAAAAAGAGGUAGAACUCCUUUGCAUUCGCUUGAGCUGCCUGAAUAUUGGGAAACGGUUUUGAAAUGGAUCAUCUCCUAGCUUUCUGUAAUGCCAACUCUCUGUUUCCCGACAGGGGCAACAAACUUUAUCUACUUUUUUGUUAUAUUUUUUAAUACUCGACAGUAACAAAAAGCACAGACUUGAGAGCUAUAAUCGCAUUCAUUUCAGUUUGCAAAUCCGACCUCGUUCGGAGCCAUCCAUCCGCCAGACGCUCUUCUCGUCCUCUUUGCCAGGUGUCCCUGCCCUUUCUCUCGCAAAUCGCUCGUUGCCUUUCCUCUUUCUUUUUCCCUUCCGCGCGGAGGACUCACUUCCGAAACGAAAGGUUUCCCACACAAACGCCUUAAUCAAUUCGCCCGUCGCUCGCCUCGGUUCCCCAUGGCAACGGGCGAAGUGCGCGUCUCGCAUGCCUGCCCCUCCACUUCCAAUUCCACUCCUUCCGCCUCUCUGCAUGCUCAUUUCUAGUCUUCUGGGAAAUAAAUAUGUGAGUGAUACGCUUUCAGAAUGUUGUUUGAUAGGCGAAAGUUCAGGGUUUCCGCGAGGUAUCCUAUUGAGACGUGGAGUCGGCCACAACUCGAAGAUCAUUUUCAUAAUGUAGUCGAAGAGUUACAGAAUGCACAGAAAAAGGUUAAAGAGCAGGAGAAGCAGAUUACAACGUAACUAGUCAUUCCGUUUUGAGGUUCAUGUUUCACCUUUUCAGCUUUAAUAGUAGGUUCCGAAGGAAUCUUCUUGAGAGAAAGAGCCGGGUUGAGAAGGUGGUCGAACGGUCGAAGUACGACGACGUAGUCAAAGAGAAUCAGAUACUUGACAUGAAGUUGAAGGCAGCGAAGCAACAGCUUCUCAUCUACACUGCCCCUUCUGCUCGCGCUGCGACGGCUUCCAUGAUGACCGGAAGGUCGACGUUCCGGCAGCCUCCGUCCACGUGGCGACAGAGACCUCCGUUGACCGCCGGCACUGGGUCCAUCGACAGACCACCCACGGCACCUAUAAUCAGAAAGUGAGCGCUUCCCGGUUAAUCUGUAAACACUUUUUUGCUCAGAAAGUCAUCAGAAGGGGAGAAGCUCCAACUCGCCACUGAUGAAAAGUUGACAAUAGUAAGAUUGAAUCGGACGCUGAAGAAUAAGAAUGAUGAAAUCGCCGAGUUGAAGUACACGAUUGAAAAGUUGAAACAAGUCAGUUAAUAUUUAGUUCCAACUUCUCACUGUUUCCUUUCAGCUCCGUUCAACCGACUCUGCUCCACCUUCCAGAGGAUCAACUUCUUCGUCGAAGAGAUCUUCGAACAACAAUAAUGACGACGACGAAGAAGGAGAGGAACUGUCUGAAAUGUCUGAAAUGAGUGAUUCGGCAAGGUCAGCGACUCCAGUUAUCGAGGAAAAGAAACCGAGCAAAGGCUCGAAUGGGAACAAGCAGCAGUUAUCAGUUUCUGCUCAAAGGAUCGCGGACCAGAAUGAGAAAGUGUUGAUGGACAAGUUGAGAGUGGCCGAGAAUGAUCUGCAAAUGCUCAGAGAAGAGUGUGAACUGGUGAAGAAAGCGAACGAACGACUGGUGCAACAGUAAGACCCUUCUUUUCCCAUGUCAAAUCUAAUGCGUUGCUGUUCAGGUCUCUAUCGAAGUCAACAGAAUACGGAGCACGUGAAAGUAUCGAAGAGAAGAAGAAGAAUGUAGCGUUGGAAGAGCAGUUGAAAGAAACGGAGCGAAGAAUAAAAGAGAGCGAGCACAGGAGAAGGGAAGAUCAGAAGAAGUUCGAGGCGAUGCGAGUGCAUUACAAAGAGAAGUACGAGGCGGCGAAAGCGGAAAGGAAACAGACAAGUGCUCCGGUGACAGCCAAAGCGGAAGAGGACAAACGGAGCGAUUCACCUCCUCCGAUGAUUUACGAGCCGAUUCGGAAGCGUCCAUCUCAGGGCGAAAUCAGCAGAAUGCGAAGGGCGGACGACGAUCUGCUGCAGAAGUUGUACAAGGAAGUGGCGGACAUUCUGCAGUCGCACGACGUCGGAAUAGCAGAUAUGACGAGUCUCGGAGCAGGAGCAGGAGACAACAGUCUCGGCAGAUGGCAGAAGUUGUAUGCAGAGUUGUACGAGGAACUGGAGAAGAUUAGGAACAUGCUCGUGGUACAGUACGACAUAAAUCAGAAGCAGUCGAAUGAAGUGAGUAAGGGAAACGGUCUUUGAAUCAUGGGAAUGUUCCAGAUUCGAAUUUUGAAAGAUGAGCUGGAACGGAUGAAACAAUUGAGUGCGGAGAUGUUGUCGAAGGCGAAGGAAGAGAUUGAAGAGAAGCAGAAAAAGAUAUUCCAGCUGGAGGAGCAGAUCAGAACGAUCGCCUACUCGGGUCAACAGCCUGUGAAGCUUCUGAGCAACCAGCUGAACCUUCCCACUCUGAGCAUUAACACAGAUCUCUCGGUCAAGCUGAUCCACGUGAAACCAGCUGCUUCUCUGAUUUCCAAGUUCUUUUUCUCUUUGGAAUUCUUCGAUUUCCAACUGGAAACCACUCCGAUCAUGGAGCCGAAACAACAAAAAAUGGAUUUCACAACGGUUUAUGACGUGCUGGUUUCGAAUCUUCUCAUCCAUUAUCUUCAAACCGUAUUAAAUCGAUUCUAAAUAUGAACAAUAUUAUCUUCUUUCAGAACGGCAUCACAAUCGAAAUGUACCGCCCUGCGAGUGACUCUUUCAAACUGCUCGCCGCCGCCACAAUCUCGCUGAUUCCUUUGUUCGAAGAGAAUGUCAUUCAGAAGUUCUGCUCGGAAAUCAUUCUGAAAUCCGUGGAGACUGGAGUCGAAAUGUGUACAUUGAGAUAUGAAAUUGAUAUUUCGCAGCCAAUAUCUGACAGUUUCACAAAGUUUAAAAGGAGUGAAACUGCUAGGAAUAUGAUGCCGUUGAAGUUGGAGACGGAACAGAAAGAGGAGGAUAGCUUCGAGCCGUUGACGAUUAUGGUGAACCGAGUGGUGGGCUUGGAGACACUCGCGAAGGACUCGGCCGAGUUCUGCGUCGUCUACGAAUUCCUCUCUUUCUCCCCUUACUUCACUGACUUCUCCAGCAGCCCCGAAGUCCGAUCGAAACGCGACUGUCAUAUUCCGAAGACGGAUUCUGCCAGAAGUCUCUUUACUAGCUCUGUAGGAUUUGUUUUCUCUCCAUCAACUCAUUAUUUUGUUCCAGAACAUUUCCUUCUUCCUAAUCGAAAACAUUCCAAAGCAGGACGGGGUUAUCGCCACGCUUCACUUGCCCCUUCAUCCGUUAUGCAAAUUGGGAGGUUCAAUCAAAGGAGUGUUCCCAAUGCUUGACGUAGUUUCGAUGAUCUUCGAUCUUCCCAAAGAACGCAGUUUUGUUGCAGGUGAAUGGUCGUGCUAGUUCAGUUUCCUUGGAUAUCUGUCUCCUCUGGAAGCACGAAAUCCCAUCGUUCUUCGUGAAACCGGAAAGAGAGCCGGAAGCCAGUCAGCCAGUCGUCGCUCCUCCCCGGAGAACGUCCAAACAGUUCGAUGUGACUCCGGUCAAGGAGAACGAGCCGAUCAUCCGGGAGGAACUGCCCGGCUCUCCGGCAGUUGCUCCUCCGACCAGCGAGCCCACCCCAAUCCUUCCGAUCUCAUCCAUUCUCCCUCGAACUUUCUCUGAUUCCUCGUCGGAAUCCUCAUUCUCCGCAAACUCCAAAGGCUUGUUCAGUCCUCCGGCACGAGUAAGCCAUUUAGAAACGAGUUCAUUUCAAAACCAAUCCUCCUUUCAGAAUAAGCCAGCUGCUUUCGACUAUCAUCUGCCAGUGGCUCCGGACGGAGACAUUCAGGACGGAGUAGUUUAUGAUAAUGAUGAAGAGUAAGUUGUUUAAUUCGGUUCAUGUUGACCGCUUCUGAUUGUUUCAGAGUAGAGUCCGUCUCUGCGAAAUCGUCUCACCGAGAACCUGAGCCCAUGUUCGAUUAUGCUCCCCCGAAACCUCUUCCUUCCCUUCGUGUGGCUCCGGCCAUACCUGUCCUUGCACUUGAAGAGACCGAACAAAAAGAAGAAGAAUCUAAAGAAGACUCACCGAUAAGCGUAAAAUCUGCCUCUCCAACUGAGAGUCAAGGAGAAGAGACUCCCCGGCCGGCAGUUGAGGAGGAGGGGUCCGUGAAGACGAGAGAAUCCACGCCACCCACUCAAAGAUCAUUGGACGAAGCAGUGGAAGAAGAAGGGAUAGACAAAGAGGGAGAUAAGAAGAAAGAGUUGCAGACGGAAGAGCUCAAGAGCCUUCUGGGCGUGCUUCCUCCGAUUGCAAAGCCUCGGAACAUCCCAGUCGGACCCAUCUCUCUCACAGAACCGCCGAAAAAACCACCAGCCAAAGCUCAGAGCACGACAGGCCGCAUUGAGUUCACGAAUCCGCUGCACCAUUCUAUUCCCGGUAACUCACUCACUUUUUAUUCCAUUCUCCGCGUUCAUUCGCCCAAUUCCAGCAUCUGAAUCUUCAAAUACAUCGACGCCUCGUCGUGCCGAGAAACCACCAGUCCCUCUGUUGGAAUACGAAGGCCAGAGUCUGAUCAAAGUGCAGAAACCAGAGUCGCCAGUGGACAAGGAUGUAGUGGAGCCGGAGAUGAAAGUGGUGAUCGAGUUAGAGGCGUUCGAACUGGUGCCCCGAUCAAGUUUGACACCGUGGACGAGGGAGGACACUCAGUUCUACGUGGAUUGGUGCUUCCUGGACUUUGACAAUGAGCAAUCGAAGAGCAGUGUUUUCGAUUUCCCCAGAAGACCUCAGGAUAAUGUUGAUAUCAGUUUCAGUAAAGGUAUAAUCAGAUUCAAAUGAAUUGGUUCAUGUGAGAGUAACUUUAGAAUACGUUCUGACACGUGGCCAAGUCUCACUUCUCAAUCAAUGGAUCCAAGCGAGCGUGAAAUUCGAGCUGACAGUGAUCAAGAUUAGCCCUGGGGAGGAAGAGGAACUGGGCUUCGGAAGCAUCAUCCUGGUUCCCAAUAACACACAAAACAAAUCAAUUGUGAUUGAAAGUAGGCUCAUUCCUUAGGAAUCUUCGCAACAGACAACUGUUUUCAGUUUUCGACCGAAAUGGAAUCGUUCAGGCGGAGCUGCAGCUCACAAUCCAGUUCUCAAGAGCACUUUUAGAACAAUUGAAUUGA